AUGGGCAUGAUCAAGCUGCGUGACAUUAAUGACAACUGGAAGAAUACCAUCUUCUCACUCCCUUUCCCGGCAGAGUUGAUGGCAAGAGACAGAUACAGAACAAUAUCCUGGAAUGUGCACAUGAGCGACCCAGAUGAGGAGAGAGUGAAUGAUGCCCAGACUGGAACCUCAGCACACGACGGACUGUUCCGGCUCAAACCCCUCAUGAACACCAUCCAGAAUGCCUGUAAGGCAUUCUAUCAUCCCCACAGGAACAUUGCUGUGGAUCAGCAUAUGGUGGCUUGCAAAGGACAUACCAUUUCAAAUGAUUUCAAGUUGUUUGUGCUAGCAGACUCCAGCAAUGGGUACACUUUGGACUUUUCCGUAUACACGGGAAAGAACAACUUCCCCACAGUGCAAGGCCUCUCUUAUGACUCUGUCAUGUCACUGAUUGACAUAAAGUAUUUGGGAUCUGGAUACCACGUGUACAUGGACGAUUUCUAUACAAGCCCAAAGCUUUUCAAGGACUUGUUGGCUUUCAAGUUUGGUGCUUGUGGAACAUACCGAGAUUCCCGGAGGGACUGUCCACGCAGUGAUGUCAAUGUACUGACAAAAAAGUCCCCUGGAGGAACGUACCGCUGGAUAAGGGAUGGUCCUCUUGUUUAUGUGAAAUGGAUGGACACACAAGAGGUGUCUGUCUGCUCCACCAUCCAUGCAGCCUACACUGGGGAUACAGUAAAGAGAAGAGUGAAAUCCAGACAGGGUGUCUGGUCUUCACAGUCCUUUCCAUGCCCCUCACCUGUGGUAGAAUACAACAAGUUCAUGGGAGGUGUGGAGGAGUUCAUGGGAGGUUUCCCAGGAGAGUUGAUCCAGUAUUACACAGCACAGCACAAAACCAUGAAGUGGUACAGGAAACUCUUUAUUCACUUCCUGGAUAUUGCUGCAACAAAUGCCUACCUUCUCCACAAAGAACUCAUGCAAAACAUGCACAAGGACAGCAUGACCCAGAAGGCUUUCAGGGAGGAGCUCACUGAACAGCUGUGUGGUGUCACUCAGACACAAAAGGCUCCUGUAAAGGAGGACAGUGAUUUGCACAUUCCAGUUUGUGGGGUUGAGCUGAACACUGAUGGUGGGAAGAAGGCUCAUGCUAACCGCAAGACCUGUGCAUAUUGCAGGAAGCAUAGGGGAAAGCAAGCAAAAACCCUUUGGAAGUGCAGAGCAUGUCAUGUCUACCUUUGCCUUCUACCAGAGAGAAACUGUUUUAAUGCUUGGCAUGAUGAGGAAUGA
Molecule: messenger RNA, 1266 nt
Organism: Clupea harengus (Atlantic herring)
Lineage: Eukaryota; Metazoa; Chordata; Actinopteri; Clupeiformes; Clupeidae
Product: piggyBac transposable element-derived protein 4-like
Exons: 2
Coding region: 1-1266 (421 amino acids)
Source: RefSeq, a predicted model, not a curated record